Messenger RNA from Argentina anserina (silverweed cinquefoil), 492 nucleotides. RefSeq lists its product as uncharacterized. Lineage: Eukaryota; Viridiplantae; Streptophyta; Magnoliopsida; Rosales; Rosaceae. The coding region runs from base 1 to 492 and encodes 163 amino acids. The record is from RefSeq and is a predicted model, not a curated record. The transcript has a single exon.
AUGUCGAUAGAAGUUCUGAGCAAAGAGUUGGCCGCCAUUGUCAUUCACGAUCACGACGAGAAGCCACUGCCGCCCAUAUCGGAAGUCGAAGAGGCCAAAUGCGAGUGCUGCGGCCUGUCCGAGGAGUGCACGGCUGAGUACAUUAAUCGCGUCCGAAACCAGUUUUCGGGGAAGCUGAUUUGCGGGCUGUGCGCUGAAGCCGUGAAUGGAGAGAUGGACAAGAAUGGAGGCAAGAAGGAAGAGGCUGUGAAUGAGCACAUGAGUGCUUGCGUCAAGUUCAAUAGGCUUGAGAGGGCGAACCCUGUUCUGUACCAAGCUGAAGCCAUCAAAGAGAUUUUGAGGAAGAGUAGUUCUACUGGCAGGUCCAAAUCUAUGAACUACAAUAGUGGUGUUCAGAAGAACAAUGGUAGUCUGGCGCGGAGCUCUAGUUGCAUUCCGGCUAUCACUGCCAGAGAAGUUGGUGAUCAAGACGCUACUAAACCGAGCUACUAG